AUGGGUCAAGCAGUGUCACAUAAUCACAUGCCCAGUGGCGGAGAUUUUUAUGGAGCCCCUAUCUACGCAACAAGUCUUAGCCACGAUCGGCAGACGGAAGUUCGCGUGAGCAAAGACUCAGACACGGUACAUAUCGGUCCGCGUGCGCAGCUUCCGUACCUUGAGAUGCCAAGUAUGCGCAAACAAGACUUCUUUCGACGAUUAGGUCUUGUGGUUAAAACCCGCGGCAAUCGGAUCACGCAGAACGCCGAGGUUGUGAUAGCUGACUUCUACAGACUAGAUGGCAAGCGAUUGAUACCACGAAACAAUGGUCAGGGCCCACAGCCGACGAGUUGGCAUGGACUUAAGGGUCCAGCUGAGGCCAGCUGCGGUCUACGCGUAGGGGACACGCUCUACGCUGUGAACCACCGACUGGUCAUCAACAAAUCCAAGGGGCAGGUGCUUCGACAGAUCAACUCGCUGCUCGAUAAGAAUGACGGCGCUACUGUGGUUCUGACGUGGAAACACACGGAUGAGAUUGAGGUUGUGUCCUGGGAGAACGAACUGUGUAUGCCACCGCCUGAGGGUGUCUACACACAAAUGGAGAACGAAUGGGGGCCCGCGCGACCAAGUAAAAUUUCCUCUGUUUCGAUCUAG
Peronospora farinosa is the source of this 636-nucleotide messenger RNA. Lineage: Eukaryota; Oomycota; Peronosporomycetes; Peronosporales; Peronosporaceae. The record is from the annotation of a GenBank genome assembly.